Salvia hispanica is the source of this 911-nucleotide messenger RNA. Its product is annotated as 2-oxoglutarate-dependent dioxygenase 19-like. The record is from RefSeq and is a predicted model, not a curated record. Lineage: Eukaryota; Viridiplantae; Streptophyta; Magnoliopsida; Lamiales; Lamiaceae.
CACACAAAAGCUAGAGAUAGAUCAGUGAGAAACAAUGGCAGCAGUAGCACAAAACUCAUCAUUUGUGAAAGCUUUAGCAGAAAACACCACUCUCAAAUCCAUUCCUUCUCAAUUCACUUUCGCCACUGAUUCCAAAGCCUCCCAAUCCGAUUCACUCCCCAUCAUCGACUUCUCUCUCCUCACCUCCCCCGAUCCCGACCAGAGCUGCACAGUCCUUGCUGACCUCGACAGCGCUUGUCGGGAAUGGGGCUUCUUCAUCUUGGUGAACCAUGGGAUUCCGGAGAAGCUUCUCAAAGCUAUCAUCGCAGCGAGUUUGGAGUUUUUCGAGCUGCCGGAGGAGGAGAAGCGGAGGUAUGAGGCCAAGAGCGCUUCGGACCCAAUUAAGUCCGGCAGCGGCAGCCUCAUCAACGCUGCUAACCAAAAGGUUCAUCUUUGGAGGGAUUUUGUCAAAUCGUAUGUUCAUCCCGAGUUUAACUGCCCUAGUGAGCCUCAAACUCUAAGAUAUUGAGCAAUGGGAGAUACAAGAGCGUGAGGCACAGAGCCGUCGUGAAUACGGAGGCGACGAGGAUCUCCGUCGUAAUGGCCAACGGGGUGGCGCCGGAUGCGGUGGUUGCUCCGGCGCCGCAGCUGGUUGAACAAGACGGCCGGCCAUUUUAUCAACCCAUGAAAUUCAUCGAGUAUGUUGAAACUAUGCUGACCAAUCGACUUCUGGGAAAAAGCAACUUAGACUGCAUCAAGAUUCAACAUGAAUGAAUUAUUUAAUCAUACGUAAUUAGUUAAAUAUUUACAUAUUUAAUUUCUUGAGGUUGUGAAAUUGAUGUUUGCUUAGUAACUUCUUGUAUCACAAUGGCGCCAAUUCAUGUAUCGAAACAUUGUAUUUUUAAUUACUAUUGAAAUAUUUAUUUACGGAA